GGAGGCAGAGUGAGACUCCGUCUCUCUUUAAAUAAAUAAGUAAAUAAAUAAAGUGUGCAACCAGUGAAAAGAAAAGCAUUGUGAAAUACAAAGCAGCUCUGUGGGUUCCACUGGUUUGCAGCCUCUGAGCUAAUUUCUGAAGUGGGUGUAGCAGGUUUUUGCUCUGUAAAUUAUGGUGAUUUGCUGGUCAGGGUAGAUGAUACUUGUGUGUGGGGAAGGGAUGAUGGCAACAGAUGUUCUCCUUUUGCAAAAAGUAAAAUGUGGGAGUGACUUCUUUGGAUGACUUCAUGGUCUCUCACCUCAGAGCCAUUUGCAGUAAAAUUUUUAUAGUUUUAAAAAUAUGAUUCUGAACAAUUUUUGUUAGAGUUAUUUUGGGAUUUUAAAAUAGUUUUUUAGUUGUAUAUAUUGUAGAAUUCUUAAAAUUAUACAAUGAUAAUUUAUAAAAAUGCAUACAGUUAUAAUUCAUAAAAUUAUACCUCCACUGGCCAUUCUCAUGUAGCUGGGAGCAGUUGGCACCAACAGGGCCACAUCCCAGUGCUGACCUGCUCUGCAGGACCCAAGGAAGGCGAGCAUAGCCUACCAGCCUUUUUGAGUAGCCCAGCGACAGCACCUGGGGCUUCGAAGGCUUUCAUCCGAAAAUUGUGGGCGGAAACUUCCAGGGGUUUGCUCUGAGCUUCUUGAAACUUCUCAGUUUCAGAUGCAAAGUGAGUGGGUGUUUCUCUGAGAAGCAGAAUCAGAGAGAGAGAUAGAGACAGAGAAAGAGAGAGGUGUUUCCCGUAGCUAUGGAAACUCUAUAAGAGAGAUCCAGCUUCCCUUCUCUUGAGCAGUCAGCAACAGGAGUCCCGUCCUUGACACUUCAGCCUCUACAGGAUUAGGAAGAAGUAAGACCAUUUGCUGGGGCUGGCUGGAGUCACCGGCUGCCAUGCAGCAGCCCUUCAAUUACCCAUAUCCCCAGAUCUACUGGGUGGACAGCAGUGCCAGCUCUCCCUGGGCCCCUCCAGGCACAGUGCUUCCCUGUCCAACCUCUGUGCCCAGAAGGCCUGGUCAAAGGAGACCACCGCCACCGCCGCCGCCACCACCACCACUACCACCUCCACCACCACCACCACUGCCUCCGCUACCACUGCCACCCCUGAAGAAGAGAGGGAACCACAGCACAGGCCUGUGUCUCCUCGUGAUGUUUCUCAUGGUUCUGGUGGCCUUGGUAGGACUGGGACUGGGGAUGUUUCAGCUCUUCCACCUUCAGAAGGAGCUGGCAGAACUCCGAGAGUCUACCAGCCAGAGGCAUACAGCAUCAUCUGUGGAGAAGCAAAUAGGCCACCCUAGUCCACCCCCUGAAAGAAAGGAGCAGAGGAAAGUGGCCCAUUUAACAGGCAAGCCCAACUCAAGGUCCAUGCCUCUGGAAUGGGAAGACACCUAUGGAAUUGUCCUGCUUUCUGGAGUGAAGUAUAAGAAGGGUGGCCUUGUGAUCAAUGAAACUGGGGUGUAUUUUGUAUAUUCCAAAGUAUACUUUCGGGGUCAGUCUUGCAACAACCUGCCCCUGAGCCACAAGGUCUACAUGAGGAACUCUAAGUAUCCCCAGGAUCUGGUGAUGAUGGAGGGGAAGAUGAUGAGCUACUGCACUGCUGGGCAGAUGUGGGCCCGCAGCAGCUACCUGGGGGCAGUGUUCAAUCUUACCAGUGCUGAUCGUUUAUAUGUAAAUGUAUCUGAGGUAUCUCUGGUCAAUUUUGAGGAAUCUCAGACAUUUUUUGGCUUAUAUAAGCUCUAAGAAAAGCACUUUGGGAUUCUUUCCAUUAUGAUUCUUUGUUACAUGCACUGAGACUGUUGUAUUCAAUGAGGGCCUUCUUAUGCUCAUUUGAGGUCAAGUAAGAAGACAUGAACUAAGUGGACCUUGAGACCACAAGGUUCAAAAGGUCUGUAGCUCCUCACUCACCUAACGUUUAUGAGCCAGACAAAUGGAGGUAUAUGACUGAAGAAUAUCUGGGCUGCCAUGUGAAGAGGCAGAAGCGUGGAAAAGCAGCUGCCAGGUGUUCUACAUUCAUCUUCAGUGCCUGAAAGUAUUUGGGCACAUUGAAAAGGACACCUUUUAACUCACCUCUCAGGGGUGGGCCUUGCUACCUCAAGGGUGACUGUCUUUCUGAUACAUGGUUGUGACAUGGUUGUUUAAGGGAUGGGAAAGGAGGACUAGAGGCUUGCAUAAUAAGCUAAAGAGGCUGAAAGAGGCUGAUGCUCCACUAGCAGCAUCUUCACUUCUAAACACACAGCCUGAGCCAUCGCUGAUAGUAACAGAGAAGCAAGAGAGAUAUUAUGGGGACCCAUUCAUUCCUAACACAGCAUGUGUAUUUCCAGUGCAAUCGUAAGGGUGUGUGUGUGUGUAUGUGUGUGUGUGUGUGUGUGUGUGUGACUAAAGAGAGAAUGUAGAGAUUAUGAAAUACAUAUUAGGAAAAUAUGGGUUGCAUUUGGUGAUAGAGUUUGAAUGCUUCUUGACAAUAAACUCUAAUAGUUCUUAAAAAUUAUUGAUUUUCAGCUACUGAUGAAGUUUUCCUAUAAUAUAAUAAAUAUUUAUAUAGAUGUACAUUUUUGGGAAAAGAAAACAUGUAAUAUAAAGUAUAUGUUAGGAUACAGAUAAUUUUUAGCAAAUAUUUUACUAAAAUUUGAAUUUUUUGCUUAUUAUUUCUUUCUUCUAUGGUUUCUUUUUUUUUUUUUUUUUUUUUGGUUUCUUUAUUCAUUACAAUGCCAGACCACUUUAAGAAGAAUUUGCUGGGGUGAGAAGAACUAUGAGGCAACCUUUCCACCUUUGCCCAGUCUUCUUUCUCUCUAUAUAUUUUCUUCCCUCUUCACCUCCCAGAGAUUCCAUUACCAAUAUUAUGACCAGUGUUAAGCUUACCCAAUUUUCCAUAGAUUUGAUGAGAAAUUAUCUUUUCCUGAAGGCACAACCAUGGCACAGUGAAAAGGGCACAUAUUUUGGAUUAAAAAACUUAGAUUUGAAUCUUUGUUUUUCCGUCUACUACCUAUGUAAUCACUGGUCAGGUCUCUUGACCUUCCUUGAACAAAAAAAGAGCUGAUGUGUACAUAAAAUACAGACACAUAGAACAUAAAAAAAUGGUGUCUACCAUUACUAAUCAGCCACUCUGUUAGAGCUACUUUGUUCUCCAGAGGCUACUGGUCUGUGGGAUCCAUCUAAGCACAUGGUUUCUUGUAUUCUCAUACUUGUUACUCACAAUGCCCUUUUCCUGGUUUCUUCAACUACUCAUUGUCAUGGGUGCUCCCUAGACUUUGUUAUCAUUAAAAAGUAUAGUAAUUCCUUUGGCAUUUGAUUUCAGAUGUCUUAUUUUCACAACAUCAUCUCCUAUUAUUCUAGUGGAAUUGGUCUAACAUUUUCUUUAUGAAAACUUUUUUGAAAAUAUUAAGACUUCUCUAAUAAAUGAACUUUAUUAUUUUCAUAUAUAUAUAUAUACAUAUAUAUAUGUGUGUAUAUAUAUAUGUAUAUAUAUAUAUCAGCUCCUUCCAUAUCUUCAUUUCUCUCUAUGUCCAGCAUAUUUCAUCAUCUGUCAUGACAUCCAGUACCUUGGAAAGACUCUGAACUCUAAAAUACUCUCUUCCUCCACUGUAUUCCCUUUCCAGAAAUUCUAUUUGCUUUAAGCUGUCAUCCUAGCAGCUGGGUGUUGCUGGACAAAAAUUACCCAAACAGACUGCCUAGUGUUAUUUUAUUUUUAUCUAACACGAAUUUAAAUCAAUCAAUUAUUGAUCUGUCACUGAUUUAGUUUUAUUUUUUGAUUGAUUUGAAUAAGUAGUACACGUACAUGGUACAAGGGCAGAGACAAGGAAAACUGCUGGGUGACCAGAGUUAAAACUAUCAUUUAGAAUAUAUUCAAAUACUUGUUGAAUACGUUAACGAACAAAACCAAGGCUUCAGGUUGAAAAUUGUCAUCUGCUCUCCCUAAAACUCUUGUAUUCAUUCAUCUGCUCUGGAGGGUCAGGUUCCUUAACAGGUGCCUCCUGGAGAAAUUCCAGUAGGUACAUUUACCCUUCCGAUGGCUGACUGCUGGACUGUAUUCCCAGCCCUGAGGGUGAAAUCCUCCUCAUCCACUCUCUCCCCUUUUGGCUUCAACUAUCAAGUAUGCCAGUUCCAAAGGGUCAUAGGAAGUUGGCUAGACCAUGAUUCUUUUGCAAAUGGACCCUUCUAGAUAUUGGUACAAGAGCACAGUGUAAGUGGGGAGGGGCCUGAGCAUCCCGAGCUGAACUGAUGCUGUCAGCUGGUAAUGAUACUGCUGACACUUUCAUCUCCCUAAGUCUGAGCUGCACUAGGAUGCCUUUGGGACUUUCUGAAGGUAGAAUUGUAGCUCACUAUGCUUUACUGAUUCCAGAGAAGAGGUACUGACAGUCCCUUUAGGAACCUUAAUUUUUUUUUUAACCUCAGUUGGAACAUAAGGAAUGUAAAAAAUUCAAAGCUUUUUAAUAUGUUUAUUGAAAAUUGGAUUGGCAUUGUUCCUUUAUGAAAUGCUAAACCCAAAGUAGAACACACCACAAACACAUACAUACGUAAAGGGUGCUUCUAGUUCAGUAGUUUGAGGUUUUCAUUUUUUUUUCUUUCUUUUCAAGCAACCAAAAGCACAUGAAACCCACUUCUUUUCUCAGUCCCCCAGUGUGGUGACUUUGUCUUCUCUGAAGUAGGUUUUGACUUACCACAGUUAACAGGAAAAGAGCUCUAUUGUGGGGGCAUCAUUGUGUGACUUAAGUGAAACAGUCACUCAUAGAAAGAGGAGAAUUGGAGAGAGAAGCUGCCCGCCACCCCCACUCCCCAAAGUCACUGUAUAAACUUUCCUUAGUGGGUUAAGCCCUGGACUUGCCCUGGUCCUUAUCUAAGGAAGUAUGGAGGCCACGUGUUGAAUUACAUUUUUCUAAGGGGUCUGGUAAGUUCUGGUGUUUGUAGAGAUACAUUUUUACGUUCUGAUUUCUUUUUCUUUCCCAAGGCUUUUGAUCAUCCAAAGACAGAAUGUGGGGAUUCUAGAAAAGGGAAAUUAGAACCCCAUUCCUUAAGGGAAAGGGUUCAGAAAUAAAUCCUAUUUGGAAAUAGUAAGUCAUUGAUGGUACAGGGACCUUUGGGAUUCACUUGGAAACUAAUCUGCCUUGGCAAUGUAGAUAGUUAAGUCGGUACUCUGUCCUUACAGGUUCACCCAGAAGACAGGAACGAAUCAUGCCAGUGAUGACUUUCUCACUUUUAUCAAAGCUUCCCCUUUACUGGGAAACAUUUUUCUAGAGUUCUGGCUGGUACAUCAUCAGAAAAAGGGCAAUGCAGAUAUUCCUCCUCCCCUUCUUGGACAUUCCUUCGGCCCUAUGGGAUCACCCCUUUCUUCUAAUUCUCCAUGGAAUGACAUACGCCUCCAUUUCACAUUCUGUGGAAAGUUUAUUCUUCAAGUUUUCUGAGAAUUUCAGGGAAGACCCUCAUUCCCUUGGGCAGUCCACGUUAUCGCAAAUUGCCUGGCUUUCGCUGGUUUCUGCAGUGGACUGCUAUCUACAUUCCUGACGUGCCCACUGUGGAAUGCCUUUGUUGCCAACCAGGCAUCACUACCACAAGUUGCUGUGUAUAAAAUUAACUGAAGGUUUGAGGCAAUGGAGACACAUUACCUUAUGACAACACAGAAUAAGCCACACCUAAAAAUUAGACAUCACCACCAUUCCUCAGAUUUGCCACAAGUGUCUCCUUAAACUUACCAUUAAAAAUUCUAGUAUUUGAAAUAGUA
Messenger RNA from Sapajus apella (tufted capuchin), 5744 nucleotides. RefSeq names its product Fas ligand (gene FASLG). The record is from RefSeq and is a predicted model, not a curated record. The coding region runs from base 923 to 1768 and encodes 281 amino acids. Gene Ontology annotation, molecular function: tumor necrosis factor receptor binding. The transcript is spliced from 4 exons. Lineage: Eukaryota; Metazoa; Chordata; Mammalia; Primates; Cebidae. Gene Ontology annotation, biological process: immune response; apoptotic process; extrinsic apoptotic signaling pathway via death domain receptors. Gene Ontology annotation, cellular component: membrane.